Molecule: messenger RNA, 3769 nt
Organism: Symsagittifera roscoffensis
Lineage: Eukaryota; Metazoa; Xenacoelomorpha; Acoela; Convolutidae
Exons: 3
Coding region: 119-3085 (988 amino acids)
Source: RefSeq, a predicted model, not a curated record
GUAUACUUUCAUUGUUUGGUUUUUAAUUCACACAUAUCGAGAAGCUUCGUGCAAUUUGGCUUCACUAAACCAUUAUCAGCAUUAGUUUAGAGAAAGCAAAACAUUACAUCCGAGAAAGAUGGAGGAAGCUGUGGUCAAUGAAAAUACAAACAGCCUGAAAAUGGAGACUUAUUUAGAGAAGCAUACAAACAUUUUGACAAUAUUUCCACGAGCGCCUUGCUCAUUUUCAGACGAGCCCGAAAUUGUGAGCAACUUGUUUAAUAAGUUUUCAAUCGACUUUCUACAUCACGAGAACUGUUCGGGUUUUGUAAUCUGUCAAUCAGAUCAACCCAACGCAACUUCUGAAAACAGCAUUAGCCGUCAAUCCUCUUGGUUCAUUCCUGCUCCUCAUUUCAGCCAAAUAGUGCUGAUUAAACGAAUUCAUCGUUUCGGAGAAUCUCUUGAAGCGGUAAUCGGAAGUCAUAUUUCAUCACAACUCAGUCAACUUAAUCUAACGUUCAAAAACGAAAAAGUAGAUAAAAUACCAAUAGUUAUACUCUUUAUUUUUAUAGUUCAGCACCCUAACAAGGAAUUGGAAAACUGCAACGCCAUACUUGAUCAAAUUACAAAAUUCGUCAGCAUUCAGGAAUUCGAGAAACUGGACAUUUUGUUUAGAUUUCUUUUCAAAAAUAAGAGCUCCCACCCGGGCUUGGACUCGAAAAAGGAAAGACAAAAAUUGAAAAAUUUAAUUUCUGUUCAGAAAGAAAAUUUGGAGAUAAAGAAGUCAAUUUUUGAAUUCUUGCAAGUGCACGACAGCGAAGUUAACCUUCAAAUAAGUACAAAAAAGUUCAAAAAAAUUGGAAGCGCUGAAAUUACACUUGCCGAUUUUGACGAAGUUGUUUACUUGUAUAAGUUAUAUUUCCCAGCCAAAGACCAUAGCUUAGAAACUUUACCCAGCAAGAUGUGGGAAACAGAUAGUUUGCUAUACAAAACAGGUCACCGAGGAGAGUUGCUAGAAAGUAGCGAGGGAUAUUUUGGCGAGAUGAAAGAUUUUUGGGAGAACUACGUAACCAAAUUAUCGAAUCCUGUAGGCCUACUAAUCAAGUCUUAUUCUAAUGCUCAUGUGAAUGCAAUUCUUCAUCGACCAGUGUUUAGUAAUCAACUGGAUAUUGACUGGAUUUAUUGUGGGCAUAAGAUGAUAUUGGCAAUUGAAAUCGGACGCACAAACUUGCCCGAAAGCCCAAUUUACUCAAUUUGCAAUAAACUUGAACAAGUUUUGGGCAAGAUUUUACCCUCGACCUUUUUAGCCCUCCAUGCGAUUUUUCGAAGCUUUCCCAAAAACAUAAGAAAGAAAGAAAACGAGGAAUACAGCAAAACAUUUUGGCUUUUUGUAAGAAGAUCUUUUCGGUUUGUCAUUUUUUUCCCAAAUUUGUCCGCUAAAAGUUUUAAAGAAGUUAUCCAAGCAUCAAGGGAGCCCUUGGACAAAAAAGCAAGACAAAAAACGAUAGGAUAUCGGAAAAUAUUUAGCCUUAUUUCGACUGCUAAGCAAUACCGACUUUCCAGCAUUCUCUUUCUAAUGCACGAAGAUCUACACUCAACAGCAAAGCCAAAAACAUUUUAUGUUGACAAGGAUCUCAAUAUUUCAGAAAGCCGAAUACAAGUUACGGAAGUUUUCCAAGCGAAAGUGAAUUAUAGAAACCCAAAACCCAAAUAUAAAUUAUUGGAAUUUGUUUCGGGUAUUUUUGCUCUGAGUACUUUGAUAAAGAAGGAGAUUUUUCCGUCAAGUGCCGACAAAACUAACACUCCACGUGAUCAAAAAAAUUUGCAGGACCAGAAAGUGUUUUUGAAACAAAAAAAUUUAGUUUUCAACGAGUUUCUGGAUGUGGUUUUGAGCCCCCAGCAACAUCGGAUCUUAUCCGAGAACAAACGCCGAGUGCUGAUUGCGGGUGAGCCGGGUUCCGGCAAAACUUCUCUAUUGUUAGCCAAGGCUCAAAUAGCAGCUUACGACAGCAAGAUAGAACACAUAUUAUUUGCAAUUCCAGAAGAGAAAACCCAGUUUAAGGAUUUCCUUUUAGACUUCGUGAACAAACGGGGUAACGAGAGACUGAAAUCGAAGUUCAUUUUGGCCACCUUUGAAGAAAUGUCUAACCCGAGUCUGCGACGUCCAAACUGGCCUUCAUUGAAACAACUUCAUCGUUCCAUUUUACUGAUGGACGAGAUAUACAUGACAUCUGUGAGUUCCUUUUCAAAGUUGGAUCAAAACCUCAUGUUGCAAGCUUACCUGCUAGUUUUGCCUCACGUCCAACAGUUAUUUAGCACCAACGUCGUUGCGGGACAGAUGGAAAAGCGCCGAGGCCUAACUCAGUUUGUACUACCCCACGGCUGUAUAUUUGAACCUUUGAACAUCCUUUUUCGGAGCUCCCAUCAUAUAAGUGCGUUUUCGACCGGAUUUAUUCAUACAACUAAACCGGUAACAAGAACCAGUGCAAGAGUUUCCGGGUGCUUUACCUCGCCCCAAACCGAAAUAAUAGCUCACUACUUCUCCAAGCGCGAUGAUCCAAUUUUCUCAAACUCAACACUUAUGAACCCAUGUUUCGAAUCUGACCGUCGGGCAAUAAUAUUCAGUGUUGAUAAAACCUUUUGGACCGAAAAGUUUUCUAACGAACGAAAGGAUGUUUCAAACGUGUUAGUGGUACCUCCUAUCAUAGAUUUCUACGAAGCACCUUUCACAGGAUGUGAAGCCUUUUCUGUUAUAGUUAUCGUUGACGACAUGUUAGAAGCAAAACAUGACAACAAAAUGUUUAUAAUUCUGAACCUUGCCAUAACCAGAGCCCAAUACGAGGUCAUGAUAAUUGUGAGAGAUAUAUUUAAGAAAAGGGUGGAAAAGUUCAUCAGGAGACCAUCGCGGCUAGAUCGGCUUCUGAUGGACGCAGCGAAUCAACUUCCGGUGGAUAUCACUUUUCUAAGAACGGUAAAGUGGAGCAGGAAUAUGAUCAAUUUUGUGCAAAAGUUGACCCGGAUUGCAAUUCAAAGGGCAGACGAACGUCUGUUAGGGUCAAUACUGGAGAAAGUGCCAGCGAUCAGAAUACCAAUAGGGCGAACUUGAAUCAAUUAUAUUACAAGGGGCGAAUCUAGGGUUUUAUCGAAUGAAGCCUAACGUUAAACUUUUUUGGUCUGGGCGUAACAUUCUAUUGAUCACUGAAUUCCUUGUUCUUCAGAUAUGUUAGAAAACGUACAAUCUGACUAAGCAAUUAAGUAAAUAACUAACCCGGAACCCAAGAAAAACUACAAUUGAUAAAUCCAAAAAAAAAGUAAAUUUCGAUCAUCAUAAAAAUCAAAUAUCGUUAGUAACUAUUGUAACAUUAUUGAUCUAUCAUAACCAUUUUGAUCUAAGCUGAUUUAAAAUUUUCCCGAUUUAGAGGCUGACUAUCAUAAAAUGCCAAUUGUUUCUGGUUGACCAAAUUGGUUCUCCGAACUCUACCAACACGAUGAAAAUUUCUAUCUGUUAAAGAAUUUAGCGCUGCUAGCAAGUUUCCAAAUAUAUUGGCUGGCACGCAAACUUUGAAUUUUUUCCGCUAGUCCUUCAAACUGAAAUAUAUAGCUUAUCGCCCAAAACGCUUAGAUAAAACACUCGUAUCGAGAUUUCAUUGAUUAUUACCAAAAGGGGACCCUUUGAAAGGGAAGCAGCGAAGUACUCAAAAUUCUGAGGGUUGAGGGGAGUAUAUUUUUGAAGUACUCAAAAAUCUGAGGGUUGGGGGUAGUAUAUUUUUGAAGGACUCAAAAUUUUGAG